This is a messenger RNA of Brassica napus (rape), 2419 nucleotides long. RefSeq names its product putative F-box protein At2g02030. Gene Ontology annotation, molecular function: protein binding. The record is from RefSeq and is a predicted model, not a curated record. The transcript has a single exon. Lineage: Eukaryota; Viridiplantae; Streptophyta; Magnoliopsida; Brassicales; Brassicaceae. Bases 1100 to 2356 code for a protein of 418 amino acids.
CUUACGAAGAAGACGAAGACGACAACCAAGAUCAGUGAAAUUACCUUAACAAAAACCAUAGUAAGUUGCAAACUCUGAUAAAUACAACUAACAAUGAUUUUUUGUUUACAUAUUACACAUCAAAUAAAAGAGAAACAAACACAGCCACACACACCAGCAGAUACAAGAGACAAUCCCAACAGAUACAAAGGCGGCAACAACAUCUCCACCUGCUCACUCCUAUUGUCUUAUGAAAAUAACUUACAUGUUCAAUGUUAACAUGCCAAUGAUAUUGUCUUCUUAUGAGAACUACAUAUAUUCGUUUUAAGUGCCAAAUACUAAUUGUCACUCAUUUUAUAAUUAUUUUUAUAAGUCUUCAUGUAUUUGUUUUAAAAGUUCGGUAAAAGCAACAAGUUUAAAAGUAUAUAUAUAUAUAACCAACAUAAUAAGAAUAAAAAAAUUUUGCUUAAUACACACAACUUACACAACUAAACUGGAGAAAAAAAUAUUCAAAAACAAAAGGUAAUCUCAACAACCUUAAUAUAAUUUAUGUAAUCUCAACAGUACCAGUAACAAAUUAAAAAGACAAACAAACAAUAAGUCUCAGUGACAGAACAAGCAACACCACAAACUAUAUCAAUCACAUUACUAACACAAUUUAGUUCUUCAUGAGUGGAGAACUGUGUAUGAACAGUGCAUACACAGUUCAUCAUCACAACUCUAAUCCUAUAACAAUAAAAACUUGAAAAACAGUGAUCAAUUUAAAACACAAAAUUCACACCUACAAUAACCCUAACAAAUAUUGAAAUGAAACAAGAGCUUUGUCUACAACUCCAAGCUGAGGCAAUGGCCCUAGUACCUCUAAUAUAUUGUAGAGAAAAUGGGUAAACCAUAAUUUUCGUUUAAUUAAGUUGCUGGGCCUAAUUGUAGAGGUUUUGGACAAAAGAAGCGGUGUCGGAGGGUUAGGCUUUGUCGGCAGAAUGAGUUUUUUUUUUCUUGUUUAAAAAAAAAAGAAGGAAAUUGGUGGUGGUUGCCAUAUAACAAAACAGAAAUAAAAGGAAAAAAGGAAAAUCGAGGGGAGGGUUGGCUCUAUAAAUUAUUGAUUUGGGAGUGGAAGAACAUGAUGGCGUCGUUGGAGAUUUAUCAGAGAAUCGUCAGAGAAACCAAACGGAGAAGAAAAGGAAGAAGAGAGUGGAAGGUUGAGAUCCCCAAUGAUGUCAUGGAAGAAAUCGUGAUGAGGCUUCCGGUGAGAUCGAUUAUGAGGUUCCAAGCGGUUUCAAAGCAUUGGGAAUCGGUGAUUAAGACAAGAGAUUUUGGGGCAAGACACAUGGCUAAUCAGAGAAGCAAGGAUCCUAAACUCAUGUUUGUCGGUUAUGGUUUUUAUAAUAUCUGUUUUGAUCAAAUGGACUUGGAAACGACUUCUCUUGAAGAGAGCCUCUGUUUUGAAAUUGAAAAGAUUAAUGGUCCUAUGGAGAUCUCCGAAUGCUGCGAUGGCCUUGUCUGCUUCUACUGCUUGACUCAAGCAGUGAGAGUGAUAAAUACGGCCACAGAAACGUUGUUGCCACCACUCCCCUUAGCAAAUUUUCAGCGUCUUCAUAAAGCCUAUCCAGACCCGGAUCUGGAGCGGGAUCAGAGACUUGAAGAUGAUGGUCAGCGUCCUGUUCCAGUUCCAUUCAUAUCAUUUACUAUGUUUGGAUUUGGGAAAGACAACGCCACAGGACGAUAUAAGAUAGUGUGGCUCUAUAAUAUAUAUCCUGCUACCUUGAACAAGAAGAAGAAGACAAGAUGCGAGGUUUUCGAUUUAGAGGAAUGGAGAUGGAGAUUCGUGACUACCAGAGCUCUUGAUCAUCACCAAAUCUUGUCUAAUCAGAGGCCACCGUGUGCAAACGGAUUAUUAUACUGGCUCACGGGAGAUGAACAAGGAUACCCAUCAACACAAACCAAACUCAUAGUUUUCGAUAUUCAUACAGAGAUGUUUCAAGUCACCUCAACACCACCUUUUAUUACCCCUGAUGCCUCUAGUGACAAAAUUGGUUUAUGCAAUCUUGACGGUCGUCUGUGCAUUUCUGAACUCAAGGGCGAUUGCGAGCAAGAGUUUUGGUGGAGGGUUGAAGAAUGCGACAAGUGGGAGAGAAUCUUCUCAGUUGACUUGAAUUCUACUUCCUCUUGGUUUGGUGGUAUCACUUCACAGCCUCUCACACCUUUGGCCAUUUCCAAGGAUAACAACAAGGUCGUCCUCUCGCUUACCCAUCAAGAAAACCUUGUUGAGUUUGAUCUUGAUCCUGACUCAACUGUUUAUCAUUUGUAUUAUUCAGGUAGCUACGGCUUAGCUGUUCCUUAUUUUCCAAGUUUAUCACUCUCUUUUUCUUCUUUCUAAAACCAUUUGUUGUCUUCAGUAACAUUAAUUUGUGUUUUUAUAUUCAAAUCACUUCUUAUUUAU